Homalodisca vitripennis (glassy-winged sharpshooter) is the source of this 3074-nucleotide messenger RNA. RefSeq names its product GTP-binding protein GEM-like. The record is from RefSeq and is a predicted model, not a curated record. Gene Ontology annotation, molecular function: GTPase activity; GTP binding; calcium channel regulator activity. Gene Ontology annotation, cellular component: plasma membrane. Lineage: Eukaryota; Metazoa; Arthropoda; Insecta; Hemiptera; Cicadellidae.
UGUCUACGGGAGGUACAGAGUCUCCGAGUCCAGGAGGCUUCCGACGUAAAGGAUCAACACAGCGCAGAGUCAACUCAGUCUACCAGAGGAAAUCAACGGCCUUCCUCGAUGUGCCUGACCGACACCAGCAGCAACAAGAACAGGAGGAUGAAGAUUCUUACAGGCUCCGCUCAUUCAGUUUUACCAGUAAAGGAGUGGUGAACCGGGGCGACUCCUUCAGGAGGCGGAGGUCUCGCAGUAAUAGCCUCCUGCCGCCGAGCCCCUGCCCUGAGCCUGCCACUCUCUCCCCUGUCCCUAGUCCAGAGGUGGUCAGCUACCGGGUAGCCAUGCUGGGGGCUCCUGGAGUCGGCAAGACCGCACUUGUCAGCCAGUUCAUGACUUCGGAGUGUAUCAACGCCUACGACCGCACAAGAGACGACGGUGUGACAGAUGGCACUAUCGAGCAGUCGGUGUGUAUCAUGCUUAACGGAGAAGAGUCUGAGCUUAAAUUUAUCAACAUUGGGAAUGAAAAGGGAGAGGUUGACAAGACCUCGGCCCCCGCGGACGCCUACGUCGUGAUGUACUCUGUGAUAGACAAGGCGAGUUUUCAGAGGGCGGAGGACGAGAUGGGGCGGCUCCAGGACUACGACCUGCUGCGGGCGCGACCCGCCAUUCUUGUAGCUAACAAGGUCGACUUAGUCAGGAGUAGAGCCGUUUCCUCUCAAGAUGGUAAAUGCCUGGCAUGCACGUACCGUGCAAAAUUCAUAGAGAUCUCAGUCGGGAUCAACCACAACGUGGAUGAGCUUCUUGUGGGUAUCCUCAACCAGAUCCGAAUGAAGCGAGCAUGCGCAGACCGUGAAAGCGGAUCUCACUGGUACAAGAGUAGAGGUGUGGUCAGAGCCAGCAUGAAAGCGCGUCAAAUGUUCACCUGGAUCUUCGGAAAGGAGGAUUCUAAGUUUAAGAACUGCGAGAAUCUUCAUGUCCUGUAAACUGGGACAGGGUAUUUAAACUUGCUAGUCAGAGUUUGGAUGGACACUUGUGAACUCAUAGUAACUGUUAUAUAUUUAAAAUAUUUUAUAUUUAAGGUAAAUACAUUUAAUUGAUACAGUUAUGAAUUGAAAGCCAAGAAAGUUGAGGCAUAGUCAGGAUCUAGUACUCAAAAACUCAUAUUGUUAUUAUUUAUUAAAUAAGUUAAAUUAAUGUUUAUUUAUAAAAUAUUAAUUAAAUACAAAUGCGUAAAAUUGUCUUUAAGCGAAGUGUCUUUAUUAAUCCAAUUUUAAUUUCUGAUACAUUGAAGUAACAAUUAAGAAACAUCUAGUUACCUAAUAUGUGCAAUACUUUUGCAUUUUUUGUACACGUUCUGGCUAAUAUUUCCUUCAAGUAACGUAGUAUGAAUCUUUAUAAAUAUACGCCACGUUUUCAACUUAGUAAACAUUUUAUUAUUCAACAUGAAUCAUGAUGCAGGUGAAUACUUUCAUACCUGAUUGUAGUAUAUCGUGGAUUAAAACAAUCCACAUCUGCAGUAAUUAUAAGAUAUGCAAUCAAAUUAUUGCAUAUUAUUAGUUUUACUUUUGCAAUCAAAGGGAAUAGUAUUUUUAUUUUAGAAUUAUCAAAUUUUUAUAUUGGGUUCUAGCCUAUGAAUAUUAAAAGACAUCUGCCAUGUGUUAUUCAUAAGCCAAUAAUCUUACAUACAACAAAUUCGCAACGCACUCUAAGUAAAGAGAUAUUGCGAGUUCAACAUUAAACAAUUGCUGUUGUUACUAUAAUUUAAUGUUUCAUCAAACUGUACAAGUGUCCAUUCACACUUUACUCUUAACUUCGCCUAAACUUUAAGUUAGUAUUUACGUUAGGUAGGUUUUCUAAUCGUCAGCUGUGACUGCCUCCAAAUUUAACCAAGCAAUAAUAAAACAUAUACUACUACUAUUUAUUAAAAAAGUCAGAAAGAUCGUAAUGAGAUUUCCACCCUACUACCUGCAGGGUCAAUUAGCUUAAACUCUUGUCUUCUUCAGUAUUGCUUCAUUUUCUAAUUUAAUUUUAACAUUUAAAAUUAACAAAAUGGAAACAUUUAGUAACACAAGCUUUCCUAAGCUUUUUGCCUUGUAAAACAUCUGGUGGCAGUAUGUAGAACAAGUUUAUCUGUUUGGUUCUUAUAAAUAAUAACUAGUUAUUACUUUCAAAAUGGUAUUGUCCAGAAUUUUUCUACGAUAAAAGUCUUAAGGCAAAAUGAAAUAUUAGUGUGUAAAGUAUUGCGAUUCACGUUUUAUUUGAAUCGUUAUACCAAAUAUCGAAUAACAUUUUAUUGUUAAGAUUUAUAGUCUUCCGUUUUACGAUGGUGGCACAAAAUUAGCAUUCAUAAAACAUUAGAAUAAAUAUUAUUAGUACAGAAAUGGUUAUAUUUUGAAAAUUUAUUGCUAUGUCGAACAAUGGUGUGCAGUAGUUUUGUCUGUAGCAAUAAUUAUUUAAUUUUUGCUACAGCCCCUUAAAUUAAUUAAUAUUUUUACAUGCUAUUGCAGCUAAACCAAUAGAAAAAUAUUAUUUAAAAGAAGUAUUUGUACGGUUAAAGUGUCUUAGGUAUUUGAAAAGCCAAUAAAUUUUACAAAUUUAUAACACCAUUGUAGAAUUCGCAAAAAUCUACGCUAUUGGUAAUUACAUUAAUUUUCUACUUCAAUCUCUUAGAACCUAUAAAUUUUAUAGAGAUGUCUUUACAUUAAUGCAGUGUAUUAUUCAAUUCACACGUUAUUAAAAAUAUUGUAUUCCAAUGUUGCUACACAGUUAAUAUUAUUUUCAUAUUAUAACACACUUUACAUAACUUCCGUUUCAAUCUAAUGUUAGUGCCGUGCCUUAAGAAUAAUACAUCUAAAUAUAUAAAUGUUGUUUCCGAAAACAUAUAUUUAAUUGUUGUGCAGACUUAAUAUUGUGUAUAUGUGUUUUGUUAUUAUUAUGAUAUUGUGUUAUAUUUCAUGUGAAAAGUUACAACUUAACUGUAAUAUAAUAUAUGUAUAUUUCGUAUGUAGAUUAUCAGCCUAGUGUCACUGUAAAAUAUUACAAAAUGUAUUAUUAUAUUACAUUAACUUAUAUUUUUUCAUUAAACAGUU